AUGCGGCAACCUGCAGGAAUUCUCUUGUUAGCUGUUUGCUUAACGGUAGCCCAAAAGCACUUCGAGGUGUGGCAACCAAGAGUCCAACAUAUCAACGAUGGAGAACGCUUGGUAAUUGGUAUGAAAACGAAAAAAGGGCCUCCUGAUGCUCAGAUCAUCUUACUCUCACAAUGUCUUGAGAAAUUUUACAUCAAAGUGGAAUCGGUGAAAAGAUGCCACUAUUUACUUGGAAUCCGAAUUGACUCUAAAUCGAUCACCGUGAUUGAUGAAGGUAGGCCGCGCAUUUGUAAUUCAUUUCUCAUUUCCACCUUGUGUCUCACGCCCCAUUUUCAGUAAACUACAGAGUCACACAACCCCUUAAGGCCUCUUACACUAACUCCAAUUUAACAAUCACACAGGUGAUGGGCCUAGUGACGGUUAUCUUUACCUCUCUCGACGACAAGCAAUCCAUUACAUUCAACACGACAAGGAUGGCAACCACAUUAAAAUUGGUGGAUUUAAUUUAUAUGGACGGAAAUUUGGCGGCACCGCCAAGCAUCACCGUAAAUACCGCAACCCGAGACCCUUUAUAUGAACCCCUAACGAUGGCUCACGGUAAGUGCGUGAGAAAUGCCCGUGCUGUAAAAAUAAUAAAAUCUAUACAAAUUCAAAAAUCCAUCGCUCCAUUCAUCGAUUUAAAACGGUGGAUUUUUAGCGUGGGCCAAGCAAAAUAAUUUUUUUAAAGUAAACUACCUAUACACGUUUUUCCAUGUGAAACAGACGGGUAUAAGGCAAAAAAAUGUUUUUUCUCUGACUGCACUCUACUCUCUGAGCCGCAAAUAUCAAUUAAGCCUUGCUAAUGAAUUUCAGGCGAUGCGAUAAAACUAAAAUUUCAAUUCCAUGACGCGAGCAGCGAACUGUCUUUGCUCGCGGACGAGGAUGCCGUAAUCUUCUACCUAAACCCAAGAGCUGGCAAUCAUUUAGCCUUCAACCAAAACUUCGAUGGUAACUGGAAGGCCGAAAGAAGCUGUGUCUAUAACGGGUCAACAACGGACAACGUAUACGACCUACUUAUCAAAUACAACAGCAAGCAACAAGGAGGAGGAGUAGAUGUAAACUUCAACGGAAUGCCCUGUGCCUUUUUCGCAUUCAGUCCACCAAAAAAAAUGGAGAUUAGGAGACUUUAUAUGGCAAUGCGAAAAAACACCUUGCUUGACUUUCAAGUAAUCCCGCAGAACAAGCUGGUUGUAUAA
Molecule: messenger RNA, 1232 nt
Organism: Bursaphelenchus xylophilus (pine wood nematode)
Lineage: Eukaryota; Metazoa; Nematoda; Chromadorea; Rhabditida; Aphelenchoididae
Source: the annotation of a GenBank genome assembly